UUACCUCUUUUUUUAAUACCAUUUGUUUACUCUUCCACUCGAUUGACUUUCGUUUCUGCCUUUUAGUAUUUGUUUCAAUAUCUUGAAAAGUGCAAAGUUGUGUGUUAGUAUUAGUUACUACUAAUCUUUUAUUUCAAUUUAUAUAAGUUAAAAAAGAAUUUUCAUUUACAAUGGCUCUCUUAAUGUCUACCAAAGAAAAUUUAUCCCCAAAGAAACGUUGCAUUUCUCCGAGGAUCACUCAAGAAAAUGGAAAAAAAUCAGAAAUCGAUGCAACAAAAGCUGUGAAGAAUCUCAAUCUAAAAGACAAUUCCUUCAAUAUAGAAUUGGAACCCCUACUUAGAGAAAAUCCUCGUAGAUUUGUUGUAUUUCCUAUUCAAUGGCCGGAUAUUUGGCAGAUGUAUAAAAAAGCAGAGGCUUCAUUUUGGACAGUUGAAGAAGUUGAUUUAUCCAAGGAUCUGUCAGAUUGGAGUAAAUUGACAGACGAUGAGCGCAAGUUCAUUUCACAUAUUUUGGCCUUUUUCGCCGCAUCUGAUGGUAUCGUUAACGAAAAUUUGGUGGAACGCUUCAGUCAAGAAGUUCAAGUAACUGAGGCUCGUUGUUUCUAUGGAUUCCAAGUGGCCAUGGAAAAUGUUCAUUCAGAAAUGUAUUCGCUACUGAUCGACACAUACAUUGCUGACAUACAUCAGAGAGAUUUCCUUUUCAAUGCUAUUGAAACUUUACCUUGCGUUGCUAAAAAAGCACAAUGGGCCUUAAACUGGAUAGCCCACGAUUCUGCAACAUUUGCCGAACGCGUCAUUGCAUUCGCGGCAGUGGAAGGAAUCUUCUUCAGCGGCAGCUUUGCAUCAAUUUUCUGGUUAAAAAAGAGAGGAUUAAUGCCUGGUCUUACUUUUAGUAAUGAACUUAUUUCUCGCGAUGAGGGAUUACAUUGUGAUUUUGCAUGUCUAAUGUUCAAACAUAUUGUUCAAAAACCAAGCAAAGAACGAGUUAUAUCAAUAAUUAAGGAUGCGGUAUCUAUUGAACAAGAGUUCUUAACAGAUGCUUUACCGGUGGAAAUGAUCGGCAUGAAUUGCAAGUUGAUGUGCCAGUACAUUGAAUUUGUUGCCGAUAGACUACUUCUUGAAUUGGGAUGUCCAAAAGUUUACAAAUCUGAAAAUCCAUUUGACUUUAUGGAACAUAUUUCAUUAGAAGGAAAAACUAAUUUCUUUGAAAAGAAAGUUGGCGAAUAUCAAAAAUGGGGUGUUAUGCAAGAGAAAAGUAAUUUCACUCUAACAGCCGACUUCUAAAGUGCAAUUAAACAAACUUGUAUUAGUAUUAUAAUAUAUUUUUUUAAAACUAACAACUUUAAAGUGUCCAAUAAAUAGUUGAAUUUUUGUUUAUCUGCCUUAAAGAUACAGCAAAAUUUCGACUUUAAAGUCUAAACAAUAUUUUAAUAUAUAAAGUUCCUUUAUGUCAUGAUUUCUUAAUACCACGACAAAGAUUUCUUAAUGACAUUUAAAACAAUUAUGAGACUUAUUGGAAUUAUUUUGACGAUGACUUUUUCAAGUCGAAAGUUGUAAACAUUGUAUUUAUAGGUUAAGUUUAUAUAUAAUGUAAGUUUAUAAUUAAUCAGAAAAAAUUUACAUCUUUUGUAAGAAUAAAUAUAUUUCCUAAUUUAAAA
Molecule: messenger RNA, 1657 nt
Organism: Leptopilina heterotoma
Lineage: Eukaryota; Metazoa; Arthropoda; Insecta; Hymenoptera; Figitidae
Gene: RnrS
Product: ribonucleoside-diphosphate reductase subunit M2 B
Exons: 7
Coding region: 171-1283 (370 amino acids)
Biological process (GO): deoxyribonucleotide biosynthetic process
Cellular component (GO): cytosol
Molecular function (GO): ribonucleoside-diphosphate reductase activity, thioredoxin disulfide as acceptor
Source: RefSeq, a predicted model, not a curated record